Messenger RNA from Cercocebus atys (sooty mangabey), 14850 nucleotides. It is a transcript of the gene FRY, whose product is annotated as furry homolog (Drosophila). The transcript is spliced from 62 exons. Gene Ontology annotation, cellular component: site of polarized growth; cell cortex. Gene Ontology annotation, biological process: neuron projection development; cell morphogenesis. The record is from RefSeq and is a predicted model, not a curated record. NCBI's taxonomy places the organism in Eukaryota, Metazoa, Chordata, Mammalia, Primates, Cercopithecidae.
AAAAAAAAAAAAACCAAUGUAGCUAAAAUGUAAUGAAGUGUUAACUAUGGGCAAGAUACUAUGCUGAGCCCGUUUCGUAUAUAGUGCUAUUUAUUGUUUCCAGCAACUGUAGGAAGAAAGUGCAACCCCAUUUUACAGAUGAGGAAAUGAAGGCUUAGCAAAGUUAGUAGCUUAUUUUGGGGCUCAAAGCUAGUGAGCACUGGUGCCAGGAGCCAACAUGGCGCCCUGCCUUGAGAGCCCCUGCCAUCAUUAAUCUCAGGGUACUGUGUAGCCUACCUGUUCAUUCAUUGCCAUCUGAGUCUUGAGGAAGCACCACAUCAGAUGGGCGUAGGUAUGAAAUUUAUUUUCAGAUAUAAUAAUUGUUUCAAGGUAAAACCUUUGGGUCUAUUUUACCUAGAAUCCAUACAUUCAAAGUACAAGUGAUAAAAUCAGCUCAGCAACUCGAGUAUGCACAUGAAUUAAAAAGAAGUCAGUCUGAUGAGAAAUUUCAUCAGAAUAGAGUGCAUAAGUGGAGCUGGAAAUCUGAGUGAUUGAGUGCUUGCCAUUUGGGUAAGUGUAAUGAGUUUGAAAAACUAAUUAAAUUGAUAAAGUAUCUUAGGGCCUUUCAGGACAUAGUUCUAAAAGUUUUAUUUAGUGUUGAAUUUUUAAAAUAUUUUUAAGACAAAAAUAAAAGUACAUUGCAGUCUUUCCCUUCCAUUUCUAAAAUGAACUGUUAAUCUAGGAAGUCCUGUUUGUGUGUUGAUUUGGGGAGUUUGCCCAACAUUGCUGUGUUAAAUACUUAUUAACAUGGUUUAUUACUUUUUUGUUGUUUUUUAGAAAACAUUAAUCAUGAAUGUACUGGGACUUGGGAAGGAUCCUGUGGUUUAUGAGAUAGUUGGCCAAAUCCCACCUCCUCCAACAUAACCUGUCCUUAUUAAAAUACAGUACUCUGAUUUAAUCCCCUGGUCAAGCUAAAUGAUAAUGUGAAACAAAGCUAACCAAUAUCAGGACACCUGAUAGCAAGAAUUCGUGAAAUCAAACGCCAUGGUAGAGCAAGGAAUCCAAUGCUUUGCUUCUUGUCCUUUUCAUACAAAUAAAAUAAAAUAAGCUUCACUGGGCUUGGUGAGUCUUAGAAAUGAGAGGUUUGAGCAUAAGAUUCAUUGUGGAAUGUGUGACAUUACAAAAUCAAGCCAACUAAGCAGUUUGUACUGUUCCCUUAGAGUGCACACGUUCGGGCUCCGGUGCCCCUUGAAAACACUGCAUUUCUGGGAGGGAAAAGUACAAAAUGCAGAUUCCACCAUGCGUGUGGAAGGCAGGGAAGAAAAGGCCCAGACAAGCGUCCUCUUGUUGAGCCUCCUUACUGCAACGAGGCUGACGGAUGGGGUGUUCCAAACCGUCGCUGCAACCAGAUGCAGGGCUGCAGCUUUGCUUACCGCAGCGUGCUGCAGUUGUGUUUAUUUCAGGGACAGACACAAGGGGAAGCAGCAGCCAGAGCACACCCGGGCCGCUUCGCUCACGGGAAACCUUGCUGAGGAGAGAGGAUCCACCGAAGCUGGGAAAAUUCCUCUGGCAGCCUAGGCGGAGGCUGAGCCGAGACUCAGGUUGAGACAGGGGGCAGGGGCAGGGGGCGGCGCUCCUGGCCCAUCCCUCAGCCCCGCGGCGGCCGUGCGGGCCGGAGGCUGCCUGCAUCGCGUCAGGGAGGCCGGCCUAGAAACCCUCCCUCCCAGGAGAAAGCCGAUCCCAGUUCAGGUGGGGUCUUCCUCGGUUCCAUACCUGACUGGAGCCGAGCUGGUGGGCGGCCGGCAGCCGGCGUUGCUGGUGAUGACAGCCCCGAAAUGAAAGCAGCGCGGCCGCCGCCUCCGAGGGCUGCAGGGAGAUCAGCGCCCAGCAAAUAAGAAGCAAGUCCUGGACCCGGAGGAGGAGGAGCGGCCGAGCAUCUCUCUCUCUGCUCGGCGGUGUCCUUUAGAUGAGGACUCCCGGCCGGAGCCGGAGGUGAAUCCGCAGAGCUGCCUCUCGGCGCCUGACCCCGCGCUGACAUCACAACCUGUGACAGGCGCAUCACGCCCGGUACCUGCUCCCGGCAGCUGCCCGUCCUCCCAGCCUCUUUGUAUGCCGCAGACAUGGCCAGCCAGCAGGAUUCGGGCUUCUUUGAGAUCAGUAUCAAAUAUUUACUGAAAUCCUGGAGUAAUACUUCUCCCGUUGGCAACGGUUACAUCAAGCCUCCGGUUCCACCUGCUUCUGGCACGCACAGGGAGAAAGGGCCGCCAACCAUGUUACCCAUCAAUGUGGACCCAGACAGCAAACCAGGAGAAUAUGUCCUCAAAAGUUUAUUUGUCAACUUCACCACUCAGGCCGAACGCAAGAUUCGUAUCAUUAUGGCCGAGCCCCUGGAAAAGCCAUUGACAAAAUCCCUGCAACGUGGAGAAGACCCCCAGUUUGAUCAGGUCAUCAACUCAAUGAGCUCGCUUUCUGAGUACUGCCUGCCUUCCAUUCUACGUACAUUAUUUGACUGGUAUAAAAGGCAAAAUGGCAUUGAGGAUGAAUCGCAUGAAUACAGACCAAGAACAAGCAAUAAAUCAAAAAGUGAUGAACAACAGCGAGAUUAUUUAAUGGAAAGACGGGACCUCGCCAUUGAUUUUAUUUUCUCUUUAGUAUUAAUAGAAGUUUUGAAACAGAUUCCACUUCAUCCUGUAAUAGACAGUUUAAUACAUGAUGUUAUUAACUUGGCUUUCAAGCACUUUAAAUACAAAGAAGGGUACCUUGGUCCCAACACUGGCAAUAUGCAUAUUGUGGCAGACCUGUAUGCAGAAGUCAUUGGAGUGUUGGCACAAGCCAAAUUCCCUGCUGUAAAGAAGAAAUUUAUGGCGGAGCUAAAAGAAUUACGGCACAAAGAGCAGAGCCCAUAUGUGGUUCAAAGCAUUAUCAGCUUAAUAAUGGGGAUGAAAUUCUUUCGAAUUAAGAUGUAUCCAGUGGAGGAUUUUGAGGCCUCUCUUCAGUUUAUGCAGGAAUGUGCACAUUACUUCCUCGAGGUUAAAGACAAAGAUAUCAAGCAUGCCUUGGCUGGACUUUUUGUUGAAAUCCUUGUUCCAGUCGCUGCUGCUGUUAAAAAUGAAGUAAAUGUCCCCUGCCUUAGAAAUUUUGUGGAAAGCCUGUAUGACACCACGCUGGAACUUUCUUCUCGAAAGAAACAUUCCUUGGCCUUGUACCCUCUGGUGACCUGUUUGCUCUGUGUCAGUCAGAAGCAGCUGUUCCUGAACAGGUGGCACAUUUUCCUCAACAACUGCUUGUCCAACCUUAAAAACAAAGACCCCAAGAUGGCUCGAGUUGCACUGGAAUCUCUCUACCGAUUACUUUGGGUUUACAUGAUUCGAAUUAAAUGUGAAAGCAACACAGCUACUCAGAGCCGACUUAUAACCAUCAUCACCACACUUUUCCCCAAAGGGUCCCGUGGUGUGGUGCCAAGGGACAUGCCUCUGAACAUCUUUGUGAAAAUCAUCCAGUUCAUUGCCCAGGAACGUUUAGAUUUUGCAAUGAAAGAAAUCAUUUUCGAUUUUCUUUGUGUGGGAAAACCAGCAAAAGCAUUCAGUCUCAACCCAGAGAGAAUGAACAUUGGUUUACGGGCAUUCUUGGUCAUAGCUGAUAGCUUGCAGCAGAAAGACGGGGAACCUCCCAUGCCAGUUACAGGAGCCGUUCUUCCUUCAGGAAACACAUUGAGAGUAAAGAAAACAUAUUUGAGUAAAACGCUAACUGAAGAGGAAGCCAAAAUGAUAGGAAUGUCCUUAUAUUACUCUCAAGUACGAAAAGCUGUAGACAACAUUUUAAGGCACCUUGAUAAAGAAGUAGGAAGGUGUAUGAUGCUGACUAACGUACAGAUGUUAAACAAAGAACCAGAAGACAUGAUCACGGGUGAGAGAAAGCCAAAAAUAGAUCUUUUCAGGACCUGUGUUGCUGCUAUUCCUCGACUGCUUCCUGAUGGGAUGUCAAAACUUGAACUUAUUGACUUGCUGGCUAGCCAGCUCAUAACAGCCAAGUGUGAGAACCUUUCCAUGUGGCUCCAUGGAAGCUUCACAGGCCCUCCUGACAUCGUGGGUUUACUUGUUGACUUCUCAGAUUGGAGGAGGAAGGAUGUCCCGUAUUGGGCUUUUAGCCACUUCCUUGCUCGGGAAAGUAAAUUGAUAUGCAAUCAGCACCCCUCCUUGAUUCGUCCCCUGAAGUUGCUGGCUGCAGGCUGCUCACCCCAGUGGAAACUAGUCAUACAGACACAAGGAAAAGUCUCAUGAACAAGCCAAACAAAAUCAGAAAUUCGGGCAGGUGAGCUCAUUGCAAAUGGCUCCAGUCACAGAAUUCAGUCGGAACGAGGUCCCCACUGCAGUGUACUCCACGCUGUAGAAGGUUUUGCUCUGGUUUUACUCUGCAGUUUCCAGGUGGCCACACGCAAACUGUCCGUUUUAAUACUCAAGGAAAUUCGAGCGUUAUUUGUUGCCCUGGGACAGCCUGAGGAUGACGACAGGCCGAUGAUUGAUGUCAUGGAUCAGCUAAGUUCUUCCAUUCUAGAAAGUUUUAUUCAUGUAGCAGUUUCGGAUUCAGCAACGUUACCACUCACCCACAAUGUGGAUCUGCAGUGGCUGGUGGAAUGGAACGCAGUCCUGGUCAAUAGCCAUUAUGAUGUGAAAAGCCCUUCCCAUGUCUGGAUAUUCGCACAGUCUGUCAAAGACCCAUGGGUCCUCUGCCUCUUCAGCUUCCUCCGGCAGGAGAACUUACCCAAGCACUGCCCCACAGCCCUCAGCUAUGCCUGGCCUUAUGCCUUCACUCGUCUCCAGUCGGUGAUGCCUCUGGUGGACCCAAAUAGCCCAAUUAAUGCCAAGAAAACCAGCACUGCCGGCAGCGGAGACAACUAUGUCACUUUGUGGAGAAACUACCUAAUUCUUUGUUUUGGAGUUGCAAAACCCAGUAUUAUGAGCCCAGGACACUUAAGAGCUUCCACUCCAGAAAUAAUGGCGACCACACCUGAUGGUACAGUGAGCUACGAUAACAAGGCCAUAGGCACCCCAUCGGUGGGAGUUCUGUUAAAGCAGUUGGUGCCUUUGAUGAGACUAGAGAGCAUUGAGAUCACAGAGUCCUUAGUUUUAGGAUUUGGAAGAACAAAUUCCCUUGUUUUCAGAGAACUGGUAGAAGAACUUCAUCCAUUAAUGAAAGAAGCUCUGGAAAGAAGACCAGAGAACAAGAAACGCCGAGAACGGCGAGACUUGUUAAGGCUACAGCUACUUCGAAUUUUCGAACUUCUGGCUGAUGCUGGUGUAAUAAGUGACAGCACAAAUGGAGCCUUAGAGCGGGAUACUUUAGCCCUGGGAGCUUUGUUCUUAGAAUACGUGGACUUGACCCGCAUGCUCCUAGAAGCUGAAAAUGACAAAGAAGUUGAAAUUCUUAAAGAUAUCCGGGCGCAUUUUAGUGCAAUGGUCGCCAACUUGAUUCAGUGUGUUCCAGUUCACCACCGAAGAUUUCUCUUCCCCCAGCAAAGCCUGAGGCACCAUCUUUUCAUCUUAUUCAGCCAGUGGGCAGGACCCUUCAGCAUUAUGUUCACUCCUCUGGAUCGUUACAGUGAUAGAAAUCAUCAGAUUACAAGAUAUCAGUAUUGUGCAUUAAAAGCAAUGUCAGCAGUACUGUGCUGUGGCCCUGUCUUCGACAAUGUGGGCCUUUCCCCGGAUGGCUACCUAUAUAAAUGGCUUGACAACAUUCUGGCUUGUCAAGAUUUACGAGUUCAUCAACUUGGCUGCGAAGUUGUUGUCUUGCUACUGGAACUUAAUCCUGACCAAAUAAAUCUUUUUAAUUGGGCAAUUGACCGAUGCUACACAGGUUCCUACCAACUUGCAUCUGGCUGCUUCAAAGCCAUAGCAACUGUAUGUGGAAGCAGGAACUAUCCCUUCGACAUAGUGACAUUGUUAAACCUUGUUCUAUUCAAGGCCUCUGACACCAACAGAGAGAUUUAUGAAAUCUCCAUGCAACUCAUGCAGAUCCUUGAAGCAAAGCUUUUUGUAUACUCGAAGAAAGUCGCUGAGCAAAGACCAGGAAGUAUUCUCUAUGGAACACAUGGCCCGCUGCCCCCCCUCUACAGCGUGUCGCUCACCCUCUUGUCCUGUGAGCUGGCCAGGAUGUACCCUGAGCUCACACUCCCCCUCUUCUCAGAGGUAAGCCAGCGAUUCCCCACAACGCACCCCAACGGGCGCCAGAUCAUGCUCACCUACCUGCUGCCCUGGCUGCACAACAUCGAGCUGGUGGACAGUAGGCUCCUCCUCCCAGGGUCGAGCCCCAGCAGCCCAGAGGACGAAGUCAAGGACCGGGAAGGCGAUGUCACUGCUUCUCACGGGCUGAGAGGAAAUGGCUGGGGCUCUCCAGAAGCCACGUCACUGGUCCUGAACAACCUCAUGUACAUGACGGCCAAGUAUGGAGAUGAAGUUCCUGGGCCAGAAAUGGAAAAUGCUUGGAAUGCUUUAGCCAACAAUGAGAAAUGGAGCAACAACCUGAGGAUCACCUUGCAGUUCCUGAUUAGCCUCUGUGGGGUCAGCAGUGACACAGUUCUCCUACCCUAUAUUAAAAAAGUGGCAAUAUACUUGUGCCGUAACAACACCAUUCAAACCAUGGAAGAGCUUCUCUUUGAGCUGCAGCAGACAGAGCCCGUGAACCCCAUCGUCCAGCACUGCGACAACCCGCCCUUCUACCGCUUCACGGCCAGCAGCAAGGCCUCCGCAGCAGCCUCAGGAACCACUUCUAGCAGCAACACAGUGGUUGCUGGCCAGGACAAUUUCCCAGAUGCUGAGGAGAACAAGAUAUUGAAAGAAUCUGAUGAAAGGUUUAGUAAUGUCAUCAGAGCCCACACUCGCCUCGAGUCAAGAUACAGCAAUAGCUCUGGAGGAUCCUACGAUGAGGAUAAGAAUGAUCCAAUUUCUCCCUACACGGGCUGGUUGCUGACUAUUACAGAGACCAAGCAGCCGCAGCCCUUACCGAUGCCUUGUACAGGAGGAUGCUGGGCCCCCCUGGUUGACUAUCUCCCGGAGACCAUCACUCCCCGGGGGCCACUCCAUAGGUGCAAUAUUGCUGUAAUUUUUAUGACUGAGAUGGUGGUAGAUCACAGUGUACGAGAAGAUUGGGCGCUUCAUCUACCAUUAUUACUUCAUGCUGUUUUCUUAGGUUUAGACCACUACCGGCCUGAAGUCUUUGAACACAGCAAAAAACUGCUUCUUCACCUCUUGAUUGCCCUCUCUUGCAACAGCAAUUUCCAUUCCAUUGCUUCUGUGCUCCUGCAGACCCGAGAGAUGGGUGAAGCUAAGACUCUAACUGUGCAGCCAGCUUACCAACCUGAAUAUCUCUAUACAGGUGGCUUUGACUUCCUGAGAGAGGACCAGUCAUCCCCAGUGCCCGACUCAGGGCUCAGCUCCAGCUCCACCUCCUCCAGCAUCAGUCUGGGAGGCAGCAGUGGAAACCUCCCACAGAUGACCCAGGAGGUAGAAGACGUGGACACAGCUGCUGAAACAGAUGAGAAGGCAAACAAGCUCAUUGAGUUUCUGACGACCAGGGCAUUUGGUCCACUUUGGUGCCAUGAAGACAUCACACCUAAAAAUCAAAAUUCAAAGAGUGCUGAACAGCUCACUAAUUUUCUACGUCACGUUGUAUCUGUAUUUAAAGAUUCCAAAUCAGGCUUCCAUCUGGAGCACCAGUUGAGUGAAGUUGCAUUGCAGACAGCCCUCGCAAGCUCUUCAAGGCACUAUGCUGGUCGGUCCUUCCAGAUAUUCCGGGCCCUCAAGCAACCUCUAUCAGCACAUGCCUUAUCUGACCUUCUCUCAAGAUUGGUGGAGGUGAUUGGAGAACACGGAGAUGAGAUUCAGGGUUAUGUAAUGGAAGCGCUCCUUACCUUGGAGGCGGCCGUGGAUAACUUGUCUGACUGCUUGAAGAACAGUGACCUCCUAACUGUAUUGUCCCGUUCUUCCUCACCAGAUUUAAGCUCCAGCAGUAAACUAACAGCAAGCAGAAAGAGCACAGGACAACUAAAUGUGAACCCUGGAACCACCAGCGGCAACACUGCGACUGCAGAACGGAGCCGGCAUCAACGAAGCUUCUCUGUGCCCAAAAAGUUUGGUGUCAUUGACCGAUCCUCUGACCCACCUCGAAGUGCCACACUGGACAGAAUUCAGGCUUGCACCCAACAAGGCCUUUCCUCAAAAACCAGAAGCUCAUCCUCCUUGAAGGACAGUCUCACGGACCCAUCCCACAUAAACCAUCCCACCAACCUGCUGGCCACCAUCUUCUGGGUCACAGUGGCCUUGAUGGAGUCUGAUUUUGAGUUUGAAUACUUAAUGGCCUUAAGGCUGUUGAGCAGACUACUGGCACAUAUGCCACUCGAUAAGGCUGAGAACCGAGAAAAGCUUGAGAAACUCCAGGCACAGCUCAAGUGGGCCGACUUCUCCGGGCUGCAGCAGCUGCUGCUGAAAGGAUUCACAUCCCUCACCACCACAGACCUGACCCUGCAGCUCUUCAGUCUGCUGACACCAGUGUCCAAAAUAUCCAUGGUGGAUGCAUCCCAUGCUAUUGGGUUUCCACUGAAUGUCUUGUGUCUCCUGCCCCAGCUGAUUCAGCAUUUUGAAAAUCCCAAUCAGUUCUGUAAGGAUGUAGCCGAAAGGAUUGCUCAGGUUUGUUUAGAAGAGAAGAACCCCAAACUUUCAAAUCUUGCACAUGUCAUGACUCUUUAUAAAACGCACAGCUACACAAGGGACUGCGCCACGUGGGUCAAUGUGGUCUGUCGAUACCUUCAUGAAGCAUAUGCUGACAUUACCUUGAAUAUGGUUACCUACCUGGCAGAGCUGCUGGAGAAGGGCCUCCCUAGCGUGCAGCAGCCCCUGCUCCAGGUGAUCUACAGUCUGCUCAGCUACAUGGACCUUUCUGUUGUUCCUGUCAAACAGUUCAACGUGGAAGUUCUAAAGACAAUUGAAAAAUAUGUGCAAAGUGUUCACUGGAGAGAAGCUCUGAAUAUCUUGAAGCUCGUAGUUUCUCGGUCAGCCAGCCUUGUUUUACCUUCAUACCAGCACAGUGACCUCUCAAAAAUAGAAAUACAUCGAGUGUGGACUAGUGCUUCCAAGGAAUUACCUGGGAAAACCCUGGACUUCCACUUCGAUAUUUCGGAGACUCCAAUCAUCGGGAGGCGGUAUGAUGAGCUCCAGAAUUCUUCUGGGCGUGAUGGGAAGCCCAGGGCCGUGGCCGUCACCCGGAGCACAUCUUCCACUUCCUCAGGCUCCAACUCCAACGUCCUUGUUCCUGUGAGCUGGAAAAGGCCCCAGUAUUCUCAGAAGAGAACAAAAGAGAAGUUGGUGCAUGUCCUUUCUCUGUGUGGCCAAGAAGUAGGAUUGAGCAAAAAUCCAUCAGUGAUUUUUUCAUCGUGUGGAGAUCUGGAUCUGCUUGAGCACCAGACAAGCUUGGUGUCUUCUGAGGACGGUGCCCGGGAGCAGGAGAACAUGGAUGACACAAACAGCGAGCAGCAGUUCAGAGUCUUCAGAGACUUCGACUUCCUAGAUGUGGAGCUGGAGGAUGGAGAGGGUGAGAGUAUGGACAAUUUCAACUGGGGAGUGCGCAGACGUUCUCUGGACAGCCUGGACAAGUGUGAUAUGCAGAUUCUGGAGGAGCGCCAACUGUCAGGAAGCACUCCCAGCCUGAAUAAAAUGAACCAUGAGGACUCCGAUGAGUCAUCUGAGGAGGAGGACCUCACAGCCAGCCAGAUCCUGGAGCACUCAGACCUAAUCAUGACUCUCUCCCCCUCUGAAGAGACAAAUCCCAUGGAGCUGCUCACCACAGCCUGUGACUCAACCCCUGCAGACCCUCAUUCCUUUAACACCAGAAUGUCCAGCUUUGAUGCUUCCUUGCCUGAUAUGAAUAAUCUGCAGAUUUCUGAGGGUUCAAAGGGUGAAGCUGUUCGUGAGGAGGAGGACACCACUGUGCAUGAGGAUGAUCUUUCUAGUUCUAUCAAUGAACUUCCAGCAGCUUUUGAAUGCAGCGACAGCUUUAGCCUGGACAUGACUGAGGGGGAAGAAAAAGGCAAUCGGGCGCUGGACCAGUUUACCCUGGCGAGCUUUGGAGAAGGUGACAGGGGAGUCUCUCCCCCUCCCUCGCCCUUCUUCUCAGCCAUCCUUGCCGCCUUUCAGCCCACAGCCUGCGACGAUGCCGAGGAGGCCUGGCGCAGCCACAUCAACCAGCUUAUGUGCGACUCAGACGGCUCCUGUGCUGUGUAUACAUUUCAUGUGUUCUCCUCCUUGUUUAAGAAUAUUCAGAAAAGGUUCUGCUUCCUAACCUGUGAUGCAGCCAGUUACCUUGGAGAUAACCUCCGGGGAAUCGGAUCCAAAUUUGUCAGCUCUUCCCAGAUGCUCACCUCCUGCUCUGAGUGCCCUACACUUUUUGUGGAUGCCGAGACUCUCCUUUCAUGUGGACUUCUGGACAAGCUCAAGUUCAGUGUGUUAGAACUGCAAGAAUAUUUGGAUACCUACAACAACAGGAAAGAGGCCACACUCUCAUGGCUUGCAAAUUGCAAGGCAACAUUUGCAGGAGGAUCAAGAGAUGGAGUAAUUACCUGUCAGCCAGGGGACUCCGAAGAAAAGCAAUUGGAACUGUGUCAGAGAUUGUAUAAGCUACACUUCCAGCUGCUAUUGCUUUUUCAGUCCUACUGUAAGCUCAUCGGCCAGGUGCACGAAGUUAGCUCCAUGCCAGAGCUGCUGAAUAUGUCCAGGGAACUGAGUGACCUAAAGAAACACCUGAAGGAAGCCAGUGCAGUCAUUGCAGCUGACCCUCUCUAUUCAGAGGGUGCGUGGUCUGAGCCGACCUUCACGUCCACUGAAGCAGCCAUCCAGUCCAUGCUGGAGUGCCUGAAGAACAACGAACUCGGCAAAGCUUUGCGGCAGAUCAGGGAGUGCAGAAGUCUGUGGCCCAAUGACAUCUUUGGAAGCAGUUCUGAUGAUGAGGUCCAGACACUACUGAAUAUUUAUUUCCGUCACCAAACUCUGGGACAGACGGGUACUUAUGCCCUGGUGGGGUCUAACCAGAGCCUGACCGAGAUCUGCACCAAGCUGAUGGAGCUGAACAUGGAGAUCCGGGACAUGAUCCGCAGGGCCCAGAGUUACCGAGUCCUCACUACUUUUCUUCCAGACUCCAGUGUUUCUGGCACUAGUCUCUGACAGGAGCCUCCUGUCCCCGCUGGGUUCCAAACUGGCAGUGCUGCCAUGCUGGGGCGACGUCAUUCAGUGUCUUCUCGGCCUUCAAAAGGCUUGGACAGACUGUUCUCCCUCUUGUUACCUGUAGGGCUUUUUCUAAAGAGGAUGACAGAACUUCCAAUGUGUAGCAAUACUAUAAGAACCAAGGUAGCUUAGAACGUCCUGGACAGACUCCACCCGUCACGCUGUGUGGCACAAAUGUGUUACGUUUGACCGAGCAUAUGCAACUCACUACUGAAGAGGUGACUUCCGUUGCAUACCAAAGCCAACUACACUGAACAGUACCUUCCUUUCUAGAAACGAUUUUAGAUUGGCAAAAGUGCAAUGUUUUCUUCACUCAAAAAAUUUUAUAUUCUCAAACAUGUACAUUCUUUCCCUUUCUUGUUCCGUUUUCUUUUCUUUUUUCUUUUUCCUUUCUUUGGUGGGCUGAGAAAGGGGCAGGCAACAUGAAGCUGGCCACUGAAAACUGUAAGACGGUCAAACGCUGACAGCCUGUGUAUGUGAAAAGGGAAUUGUAAAUGGACUGCAAUGUAAUGUACACUGUAAUUUGAAUACAAUUACUGUAUCUAAAAGGAGCUGCUAUGAACUACCUUUCUUAUGUUGUUAGGCUACUGUUUCUGAAAGCCCUGGAUCUCUUUGCACCAAAAAUGGUCCAGAUAGACUCUUUUUAAGGAUCUUGGCUGCUUUUUACUAGAAGGUUGCUUUUAUGAGCAUAUUUAUACUGCUGAAGGAUGAGUGUUAAUUUUAAUUAACUUUGCCAUUUUGUAGAGAAAACUAUUCACAAUAUAAAUUCCACGUCUUUUCACCUGUCAGGCAUGCAUAUUUUAAUAUCUGUUUGGAUAGCCAGAAGUAGAAUCAUAAAGGCAAAAUAUGAGUUGUUUCUUUGUUUCUUAAAUGUCAUAUAUUAUGUGUAAUAUAUAUGUAAAGGGCCAUUCUUAAGUUCUCUCCUUAAACUUAAUGCUGUCAAGUGUUAGAUGUGUGCAUGUGAACUUGUUGCACAGCAGAAACAUAUUCAGAGUUUAUCUAUGUAACUUAUUCACUCUGUAAAUACAUUUAAAGUUUUUGUGAUGUAAGCUUAAUUGAUACUCUGUUCAGAACUUUCUUUAGACUAAAAAAAAAAAAAAAGAAGAGCAAAAUACAUGUUGACCAUGGACUUUAUUUCUGGUAAAUGAAAAUGUUUGUCCUGGGCACACAUGAAGUUCUGCAUGUGGGUUGCCAAAGUAAUAACCCCAAGGGGCACCCCUCACCUAUAUGCUCUGAAUGGCACCCAUGGGGGUCAUGUCAUGCAUGGCCCUGUGAAGCUGGAGGUAAGUAUAAUCUCUUUGGAAGUUGGCGUCAAAACUGUGAGCUUCGACCAAUUCUGUGUAAUCAACCAAAGAGAAAAAUCAGAAAAAAGUGAGAGCUCUAAUUCUCUAUAACCUAUAAUUAGAUUGUCAUCCUUCAAAUUUGGAAAUUGAUUCUAUAGUGAGCAGGAGAAAGUAGUAGAGUUUUAAUUCUGUUACCAACACCUAUCCGCUACCUACCCCACUAAGAAAACAGCAACACAGGGAGAAAUAUGUAACAAUCUCAAUUUUGCUGUCUUCCUACUCGUAUUUCACAUGGACCAACAAAUAUAAGUUGCUUUACUAGCAUAUGGCUACUGAAUCAUUGGCAGUAAUAUUCUAGGAGUAUCCUGCAGAAGAGAGCCUAACCUAGGAUUUUUUUAAUGUUACCACAGAUACAACUACUAGAUUUUAAUAAUGUUCUGGACUGCUGACAACAUAUUUUUCUGAUGAUUUAUUUUUUCAACUUGCCUGAAAGAUGAUUUGCUAUGAUUUGUAGAAAACAACUGAAUCACGAUCUCUCUGAAAAAUACCUCAUAAAAUAAAGGUUUCUGUGGGUAACCACAGUACACAACUUUCAGAGAGUUUUGUUGGAAGCCACAGUAGAAAGAACAGAUUCAUCAUGAAUUGAAUUUUCUACCAUGCCUUCUUACCCAGCAGAGAACCACUGCAAUGUUUUACUCUUAAGAAAGAAAGAAAAAAAAGAUUUCAACAGUUCAUUGCAAUCUAAGAUAUUAACAUAGGAAGCAGUGGUUUGUGUUCUUCUCAAUUUUAUUUUUAAAAGGAGAUGUAUUAAUGUGAAAGAUUUCUUCUACUUUUCCUCUAUCUCUUCACCUCCUCUACUUUAAGUGGAGAUGGGAAAAAUUGUGUAGGAUGCAGCCCCACUCCAGCAGAGCCCAGCAAUAACUUAAGAUCUAACAGUCAAAUCAUGUUGGCUAUUGCUCUGUGCCUGUUACUGAAGCAUUAAUGUUAAUUGCCUUCCCCAGGGAUACAAAGAAGUAGAGGUACCAAAGGAAAGGGUAGAUAUUUAACAGAUGCCUCAGUGGUAAGAAAGAUGCCUCCUUGUGUCUCACUGUUUUCUAGCACUGAAACAUGAUACACUUUGUAUCCACCUGCAGAAUAAAGCAUUCUAGACAGGUGCUCUGUAACUUAGACACCACUUGAUUAAAAUUAUAGUCUCCAAAUAUAGUGUUUUAGAAAAGGCACUGCACAUUUUUAGAGGCACGUGAAUGUCAUUCCCACCUCUAACCCAUCUAACAUUGGUGAGAUGUUAAGAAAAUGUGCUGGCGUUGCUGUGAAAUCAAGAUGCCUGUAAUUGUAGGCAUCACACACAUGCAUGAACAUCCAGAGGGAGGUCUCAAGGCUCUUCUGGUUCCAAGUCCUAACAAACAAUGAUCUUUUCAGUGAACUGUAGAAUUCUGGAAAGAAUAAGGGUGCCUCCAGGCUGCUUACAUCAAUAACUUACACGUGCUUCCCGAUGCCUGCCUUAACAACAAGAAAAUUAGUGUCCACGGGUAUUAGAGUGUGUUCAUUGUAUCUCAAUGAAACUAGUUUUUAAAGUUUUCAGUACAUUUGUUUUAGAUCAAUUAAUAUUUGAAUACCUAUCAUGACCCCGGAUAUUUCUUUGUUCAGUAGAUAUUUAUUGCGUACCCACUCUGGGCUAGGCACUGUUUUAGAGGAUACCGCAGCUAUCAAAACAGAUGUGGUCCGUGUUCCCAUGAGGCUCCUACAUUUGAGUGGAGGAAGAUGUGCUUGUCUAUGUUGGGUAAUGAUUAGUGCCAUGAAGAACAAAAUAGGGAUACAGUGAGUAAUGCGGACGGGGCUAUCUUAGCUAUCACUCUAAUAGGGUGAUGUCUGAGGAGAGAUCUGAAUGAAGUGGGGGAUACAAUGGAUAUCCAGGGAGAAGAGCAUUCCAGCAAAGGGAAAAACACACGCAGAGACCCUGAAGGAGGAGCAGGAUCACUUUGUCGAAGGGACAGCAAGGAAGCCAAUGACUGGGUGAAAUGAGUGAAGAGGGCGUUCAGAGAGGACAGCCAAAAGCUCUGUGGGCCACAGCAGGACUUUGUCCCUUGCUGAGCAAGAUGGGAAGCCAGUGAAUGUUUGCGGGCAGGGUAGUGACAUGCUGUGACUUAUGUUUAAAAGGAUUACUCCAUUUGGGAUGAUGAAGAAAAGCUCUAUAGCAAAAGUUCUGUUGUGGUGGUUAUACAGCAUUGUGAGUGUACUUAAUGCCAAUGAAUUGUGUACUUUAAAAUGGCAAAUUUUUUGUUAUAUAUGUUUUGCCACGAUAAAAAUAAUUUUUUAAAGGA